UAGCAACGCGCGGCCAGUGGGCGCCGUGGAGAGAGAUCUCUAUAGUGGGCGCUCCAUUAAAACCUUCGGCGCUCCUGACCUUGGCGUCGUGAAUGCGCCAAGGCAGCAGCGCAGAGCGCACAAAGCAGGAGGAGAUGUGCGAUGUGAGGAAAGAUCUGAUGUGUCGCUGAUAGGGAAGCGCGGAAAGUCGUUCCUUCUCGUCUCAUCGCCGAACCGACAAUGGAGGACGUGCACAGACGGAGCGCGUAACGGCGUCUCUUCAAGCGAAUUGGUGUAUCUUGCACUGAAAAUGAGACGAAGUGACGGUCCCUAUCUGGCCCAGGAGUAUUUGGAUUUGUUAAGCAUCCGAUCUGAGAGCAGAUUGAGUGAUGUCUGUGUGACAGGUUCAGUGCAAAGGGCCUGAGUGGACACGACAGAGUGCAUUUGUGUUGUGCAAGGAUACAGACCAUGUGGCUGGCUACAUUUAUAGACCAUCUGCUCCCUGCACACCUGCUCCACCGGCGAGGGACUGCUACUAUCACCCACUGUGCUCUGCUCUGGUGGAUAUUAUGCUCCUGCUGGUCAUUUACCAAGGCCACCAGCCAAAAGUUCUACCCGACGGUCACCACCCAGUUCGGGAAGCUGCGAGGGCUGAGGGUCCCCGUCCCCAGUGAAGUGCUACGGCCCGUCGACCAGUAUCUCGGGGUCCCCUACGCCGCCCCGCCGGUGGGAGACAAGCGUUUCAUGCCCCCGGAUCAGCCGACCGCUUGGUCGGGCGUAAGGAACGCCACCCACUUCAUGCCCGUAUGCCCGCAGAACAUCCACAGCACAGUGCCGGAGAUAAUGAUGCCCAUAUGGUUCACCUACAACCUGGACACGGUCGCCUCGUACAUUCAAGAUCAGAGCGAGGACUGUUUAUAUCUCAACAUCUACGCUCCGACGGAGGAAGGGAGCCAACACAAGAAAAAGGGGGCAUCUUUUUCUCAUGUUGAGACUCAUAUAUCAGAAGAUAUAAGGGACUCAGAAGCUCGACCCGUGAUGGUAUACAUCCACGGAGGCUCCUAUAUGGAAGGCACCGGGAACAUGAUGGAUGGCAGCGUGCUGGCCAGCUACGGGAACGUUGUUGUCGUCACGCUCAACUACAGAAUUGGAAUAUUAGGAUUUCUCAGUACUGGAGACCAGGCCGCGAAAGGAAAUUACGGACUUCUAGAUCAGAUUCAAGCUCUUCGUUGGAUCAGUAAGAACAUCGGCUAUUUUGGAGGGGAUCCGGGUCGUAUCACGGUUUUUGGAUCUGGAAUCGGCGCUUCCUGCGUCAGCCUGCUAACGCUAUCCCACCACUCAGAAGGUUUGUUCCAUAGAGCCAUCAUUCAAAGCGGUUCUGCGCUCUCCAGCUGGGCCGUCAACUAUCAACCGGUCAAAUACACUCGGAUGCUCGCCGAAAGAGUGGGCUGCAACGUGCUGGACACCGUAGACAUGGUCUCCUGCCUGCAGAAGAAGACGGCUAAAGAGCUAGUGGAGCAAGAAAUCCAGCCCGCCCAAUACCGAGUGGCAUUCGGACCGGUUAUCGACGGGGACGUGAUCCCCGACGACCCAGAGAUUCUGAUGGAGCAGGGUGAAUUCCUUAACUACGACAUCAUGCUCGGCGUCAAUCAGGGCGAAGGCCUGCGCUUCGUGGAGAACGUGAUGGACUUAGAGGACGGCGUGUCCGGAAGCGACUUUGACUUUGUGGUAUCUGACUUUGUGGACAGUUUGUACGGUUACCCAGAGGGAAAGGACACGCUGAGGGAGACCAUCAAGUUCAUGUACACCGACUGGGCCGAUAAGGACAAUCCGGAAACUCGACGGAAAACCCUGGUGGCUCUUUUCACAGACCACCAAUGGGUAGAACCCUCAGUGGUGACGGCCGACCUGCACGCCCGCUACGGUUCUCCCACCUACUUCUACGCCUUCUACCACCACUGCCAGAGCCUCAUGAAGCCCGUGUGGUCCGACUCGGCGCACGGCGACGAGGUGCCUUACGUGUUCGGCAUCCCCAUGAUCGGCCCGACCGACCUGUUUCCCUGCAACUUCUCCAGGAACGACAUCAUGCUCAGUGCCGUGGUUAUGACUUAUUGGACCAACUUCGCCAAGAGUGGGGAUCCCAACAAACCAGUACCCCAGGACACCAAGUUCAUCCACACCAAAGCCAACCGCUUUGAGGAAGUAGCCUGGUCCAAGUACGACCCCUACGACCAGCUAUACUUGCACAUCGGCCUCAAACCUCGCAUCCGCGAUCACUACCGCGCCACCAAAGUGGCCUUCUGGAAGCACCUGGUCCCUCAUCUCUACAACCUCCACGACAUGUUCCAUUACACUUCCACCACCACCAAGGCCUCGCCGCUGGACCCCACCCAGUCCGCCGGCAAGCGAUCCGGAGGCACCGGCCGCCCUCCCGUGUCCACGGGCCUGAACGGCGACGAAAGCGGAAGGGAGAUGGGUCCUCUGAUCAUGCCCAACCCUAGAGAUUACUCCACAGAGCUCAGCGUGACCAUCGCCGUGGGGGCGUCUCUGCUCUUCCUCAACGUGCUGGCCUUCGCCGCGCUCUACUACCGGAAAGACAAACGCAGCCGGCAGGAAACGUCGCAGCAGCCCAGCCCUCAACGCGACAGCAAGGGCAACAACGUCAGCCACGCCGCCACCGUGGAUGAGACCCUGUCCAGGAACCAAUGCGAGGCCCUCCACAAUCCUAUUCACGUGUCACCCACCCUGGACUACAACCUGAGCCAGCGCCGCUCUCCCGACGACAUCCCGCUGAUGACGCCCAACAAUAUCACCAUGAUCCCCAACUCGCUGAUGGGUCUCUCCAACAUGAGUCCCUACAGCACCUUCCCGGCUGGCUACAGCUCGGCGGGCUUGCCCAGCACCCACUCUACCACGCGGGUAUAACUUGUCCACAGAGCAGACACAAAAAAACACAUACAUGUAAAGCUGUAUUUAGGGUGUUUAGAUAACAAUAGGUUUGUAAAUUUUGGGGUUUCCUUUCCGAGCAAGCUGCCUGAGCGGUCAUUUUCAUACUCAUGUUCCUCCAAAGUAGUCGAGAAAAAAAAUCUCAUUCGACAUCACGGCGUUUUGGAACUUUUACUUGGAAAAACUAAUAAUUAUGUUUCUACAGUUGGAUUUGUAUGGGGUUGCUCUCUUUCUUAUUAUCUAUUUUGAUCUGCUGGAACGUCGGAAAGAUGGUCGCAGGUGGAGAUGAGAUGUUGGAGUGUUGCUAUUAUGGACAUUUUAUACAUGUUUCCCAUUGCUUCUUAUGAAAAUGUAUUUUUACCGCAGUUCUUUUCAAAUAGCUUCAUGGAAUUCAAUUGAAACCGUACUCAUGCAAAUGCACCUUGCUACUGUAUGAACUGUACAUAAGGUGUCGCGGUUACGAAAAAAAAAACAUUGUAAAUUAGGUAUUCUUAUCAAAAACAAUGUUUUGCAUUUGCAAUUGUAGUGAUGUGUAAUUUAUUCUAGUAUAUUUGAGUAUCCUCGCUAAUUUUUUCCUUUCAAGUUUUCUUUAAGGGAACUACAGACAGAAAGACUUGUAGUUAAGAUAAAUGUUAGUAUGAGUUAUAAUCAGUGUUGUUUUUAGCAGCCCUUUAAAAUUUUUGUCCACUUCAUAAUAUAUUGACAUGACA
Messenger RNA from Corythoichthys intestinalis (scribbled pipefish), 3635 nucleotides. It is a transcript of the gene nlgn3b, whose product is annotated as neuroligin 3b. Lineage: Eukaryota; Metazoa; Chordata; Actinopteri; Syngnathiformes; Syngnathidae. Gene Ontology annotation, cellular component: synapse; cell surface; postsynaptic specialization membrane. The coding region runs from base 448 to 2904 and encodes 818 amino acids. Gene Ontology annotation, molecular function: signaling receptor activity; neurexin family protein binding. The record is from RefSeq and is a predicted model, not a curated record. The transcript has 7 exons. Gene Ontology annotation, biological process: modulation of chemical synaptic transmission; presynaptic membrane assembly; neuron cell-cell adhesion.